Molecule: messenger RNA, 506 nt
Organism: Papaver somniferum (opium poppy)
Lineage: Eukaryota; Viridiplantae; Streptophyta; Magnoliopsida; Ranunculales; Papaveraceae
Product: ubiquitin-conjugating enzyme E2 5
Exons: 5
Biological process (GO): protein polyubiquitination; ubiquitin-dependent protein catabolic process
Cellular component (GO): nucleus
Molecular function (GO): ubiquitin conjugating enzyme activity
Source: RefSeq, a predicted model, not a curated record
GUCCUUUCUCUUUUCUUUCUCUGUCAAACCCCCCAAAACCACCAAAAAAAAAAAUACAGUAAAAAAUGUCUUCUCCAAGCAAACGCAGAGAGAUGGACUUAAUGAAGCUGAUGAUGAGUGAUUAUAAGGUUGAGAUGAUCAAUGAUGGCAUGCAAGAGUUUUAUGUGGACUUCACUGGACCAACUGAUAGUCCUUACCAUGGAGGUGUUUGGAGAAUAAGAGUAGAGUUGCCAGAUGCUUAUCCAUAUAAAUCUCCAUCGAUUGGUUUUAUUAAUAAGAUCUACCACCCAAAUGUUGAUGAAAUGUCUGGUUCGGUUUGUUUGGAUGUUAUUAAUCAGACCUGGAGUCCAAUGUUUGAUCUUGUAAAUGUUUUUGAAGUAUUUCUACCGCAACUUCUUUUGUAUCCCAACCCAUCGGACCCAUUGAAUGGAGAGGCUGCGGCUCUAAUGAUGCGUGAUAAAGCUGCUUAUGAGCAAAGGGUUAAAGGUUUUGUGAUUCUUUUUAUU